CAAAGCACCUCACUUUUUUUUUAAAGAAAAAUAUAUGUUGCCUUUCUCACACUCCUUUUAAAGUUCGAAACUUUCAGACAACAAGGAAGAAAUCUCUGGAACUUCAACUGAAAGUAAGGAAUUUUCUUUUGUAGUAAAGACUAUCUUUUUUUUUCUCAAGACAGUUUGAUUUGUUGGGUUGUCUUAAAUUGUUGAAGCUCAAGGACACAAAUAUGAGGUUUCUUUCAUGUAUUUGUCGUGCUUUCUAAAAUAAAAAGUUGAGUUUUUUAAGCUACUUCAUGCGCUUUCUGUGUUGGGAUUUUAGCUUAGAGAUCAAAGUCAUCCAAAACUCAUUUGGUUGUAAAGAUAAGAACUUUUAGUCAUUGGGUUUGUUGUUGUUUCAUGUUUUGGUGAAUUUGAUUGGAUUGGAAGGGGAUUACUGUUCAUGCGUUGCUAUGAAGGGGGAUUGGGAGAUUAUUUUUUUGUUUCUGAUUGAUUUGGAAGACUAAUGUGAUUGAUGAUUGUGAGGGAAAUCUGAGUUUUUUUAGUGAUUAUUUGCCAAAAGAGAGAAAACCCUUUCUGGAUUUAAGCUUUGGCAAUGGCCAGCAUAAGGAAAAGAAGCAUACAGUUAAGCAAACUUUGCUCAUUUGCGUGUUGUCGGUCGGAUUCUCUUGACGAUCAUGCGCAAAUCGCGCAAAAAGGGUACUCAAGAGUGGUGUAUUGCAAUGAACCUGACAGUCAAGAGCAAAUUCGACUCAAGUACAGGGGAAAUUAUGUCUCCACUACCAAGUAUACAGCAAUUAAUUUCAUCCCAAAGUCUUUGUUUGAGCAGUUUAGGAGGGUUGCAAAUAUAUACUUUCUUGUCGUAGCUUGUGUUUCGUUCAGUCCGUUGGCGCCAUAUUCAGCACCAAGCAUCAUUCUUCCCCUCGUGGUGGUGAUUGGAGCUACGAUGGCAAAAGAGGGUGUCGAAGAUUGGAGGCGAAGACUCCAGGAUAUAGAAGCAAACAAUCGAAAGGUUAAAGUUUAUGAUAGAAGUUCUUGUUCAUUCAAACAAAAUAAAUGGAAGGAUCUCCGUGUCGGUGAGCUUGUUACAGUGUACAAGGAUGAAUAUUUUCCUGCUGAUAUACUCCUACUUUCAUCAAACUACGAAGAUGGUGUUUGCUAUGUCGAAACAAUGAACCUUGAUGGAGAGACUAAUCUAAAGUUGAAGCAUGCCCUUGAGGUAACAUCCUCCUUGCGAGACGCAGGGAGCUUUAAGGACUUUAGAGCUUUGAUCAAGUGCGAGGAUCCGAACGAACAUCUUUAUUCUUUUGUCGGAACUUUGUACUAUGAUUGUCAACAAUACUCACUUUCCCCACAGCAGAUACUUUUGAGAGAUUCUAAACUGAAGAAUACUGACUAUAUCUUUGGUGUGGUUAUUUUCACCGGACAUGACACAAAAGUAAUGCAGAAUGCAACGGAUCCUCCUUCCAAGAGGACUAAGAUUGAGAAGAGGAUGGAUAGGAUAAUUUAUGUCCUUUUCAGUACUCUGAUUUCAAUAUCAUUCAUAGGGUCUUUCUUUUUCGGAAUCGAAACUAAGAAAGAUAUUAGUGGUGGAAAUUAUAGAAGGUGGUAUCUCCGACCAGAUAAAACGACUGUAUUCUUCGACCCUAAAAGACCAGCAGUAGCGGCAUUUUUUCAUUGCCUGACCGGCCUUAUGUUGUAUGGAUAUUUGAUACCUAUAUCAUUGUACAUUUCAAUUGAGAUUUGCAAGGUUUUACAAAGCAUUUUCAUUAACCAAGAUCAGGCUAUGUAUGACGAGGAAACGGAUAGGCCGGCACAUGCACGAACAUCCAAUUUGAAUGAGGAACUUGGUCAAGUCCAUACUAUACUCUCUGACAAAACCGGAACUUUGACAUGCAACUCGAUGGAGUUUGAAAUGCCUGCACUGGGCGUGACGGAGGUCGAAAUUGCACUGGCAAGGAAAAGAGGUGAGCAAUUGACUGAACCGACAUCUAUAGAUGGAUUUGAGUCAAAAAAAUCUGUCAAGGGUUUCAACUUCAGGGAUGAGCGCAUUAUGGAUGGGAAAUGGGUGAAUGAAGAACAAAAGGAUGACAUACAGAAGUUCUUUCGGGUCCUAGCAACUUGCCAUACCGCAGUUCCUGAAGUAAUGGAUUCUGGUGAGAUUAUUUAUGAAGCUGAGUCACCAGAUGAAGCAGCAUUUGUCAUUGCUGCUCGAGAGUUUGGUUUUCAGUUUUUCGCAAGGAAUCAGACAAGCAUAAAAUUGCAUGAAUUAGAUCUCGAGAGUGGCAUAACAGUUGACAGAGUAUACAACCUUCUUCACGUGUUGGAGUUCAGUAGUGCUCGGAAAAGGAUGUCUGUAAUCGUAAGGAAUCCAGAGAACCAGUUGUUGCUCCUUGCCAAGGGUGCGGACAGUGUAAUAUUUGAAAGGCUUUCGAAACAAGGUCGGGCAUUUGAGGACAAGACCAAAGAGCAUAUCGAAAGAUAUUCUGAGGCAGGGUUACGAACCUUGGCAGUUGCAUAUCGUGAGCUUGAUGAUGAUGAGUAUAAAACAUGGGAAAAAGAAUUUUUGAAUGCUAAAACUUCUGUAACUGCUGACCGAGAUGUUUUGGUGGAUGAGUGGGCUGAUCGGAUCGAAAGGGACUUGAUUCUUCUCGGUGCCACAGCAGUUGAAGACAAAUUACAGAAGGGGGUACCAGCCUGUAUUGACAAGCUUGCACGUGCCGGAAUCGGAAUAUGGGUCUUGACAGGAGACAAAAGGGGAACUGCUAUUAAUAUCGGGUAUGCAUGCAGUCUACUAAGACAUGGAAUGAAACAGAUUGUGAUCACGCUAGAGUUGCCGGAAAUUGAAGCCUUGGUAAAACAUGGGGAUAAGGAGGCCAUUGCCAAGGCUUCUCUUGAUUGUGUAAAGAAGCAAAUAAACGAGGGAAAAUUGCAAGUGGGUAAAGAAAGUUCGAUUGAGUUUGGUUUGAUAAUUGAUGGCAAGUCCUUGACUUUUGCUAUGGACAAGACUCUGGUGAACGAUUUUAUGGAUCUUGCAAUGAGUUGUGCUACUGUUAUAUGUUGUCGAUCUUCGCCGAAACAAAAGGCUGUUAUUACAAGACUGGUGAAAUCUGUUACGGGCAAAACAACACUAGCAAUCGGUGAUGGAGCAAACGAUGUCGGCAUGCUUCAAGAAGCUGAUAUUGGAGUAGGAAUCAGUGGAGUCGAAGGGAUGCAGGCUGUUAUGGCAAGUGAUUUUGCAAUAGCUCAAUUUCGUUUUUUGGAACGUUUACUACUGGUGCAUGGCCAUUGGUGUUACAGGAGAAUAUCAAUGAUGAUAUGCUACUUUUUCUACAAGAACAUCACUUUUGGAUUCACUCUGUUUUGGUUCGAGGCCUACACCUCAUUCUCUGGCCAACCUGCUUAUAAUGACUGGUACAUGUCAAGCUACAACGUCUUCUUCACUUCGCUACCUGUAAUCGCGCUUGGUGUUUUUGAUCAGGAUGUUUCUUCCAGACUUUGCCUCAAGCAUCCUUCAUUAUACCAGGAGGGAGUGCAAAAUCUCCUCUUCAACUGGGUCCUUAUUCUUGGGUGGAUGUUUAAUGGACUUCUUAGUUCAAUAAUCAUAUUCUUCUUAACAACCAACUCGAUAAUUGGUCAAGCAUUCCGCAAAGACGGUCAAGUUACUGAUUAUUCGAUUCUUGGGGUGACAAUGUAUACAUGUGUAGUUUGGACCGUAAAUUGCCAAAUGGCUCUUUCGAUCAAUUACUUCACAUGGAUCCAGCAUCUGUUCAUAUGGGGAAGCAUUGCCCUUUGGUAUAUAUUCCUGGUGGUUUACGGUUCAAUCCCGCCGACAUUAUCUACAACGGCGUACAAGGUUCUUGUUGAAGCUUGUGCACCGAGCAUUCUGUAUUGGCUCACCACCCUUCUCGUUGUGAUCUCUGCGCUACUACCUCUGCUUUCCUACAGAGCAUUUCAGAUUCGAUUUCGACCUAUGGAACAUGAUAAGAUACAAAUACAAAGACGUAGGUCGGAAAGCUUGGAACGUGAUGUAGCACAAAGCAGACUUUCGGAAAGCUCGGAGACCCGGAAUUCUAGUGAGUUGCCGGAAGAGGUUAGAAUCAGAAUAAAUAGUUUGAAGGGAAGUUCGAGGCGAAAGAACUCAUAGGGAUCUUUUUCUCCCUCGGCGGUUUUAAGCAUAGGCGCACCAGAAUUGCUUCUGCUUGACACCGGUGUGUAUACUAGAGAUGUAAAUGCGAUAUAUGCAAGUCUUAUUAAUGCAUAGGUAUGAUUUUAAUAUACGAACCUCACUGAUAUGUAUUUUUUUUUGUUUGUCA
Molecule: messenger RNA, 4298 nt
Organism: Hibiscus syriacus
Lineage: Eukaryota; Viridiplantae; Streptophyta; Magnoliopsida; Malvales; Malvaceae
Product: probable phospholipid-transporting ATPase 8
Exons: 11
Coding region: 578-4129 (1183 amino acids)
Biological process (GO): phospholipid translocation
Cellular component (GO): plasma membrane
Molecular function (GO): ATPase-coupled intramembrane lipid carrier activity; ATP binding; ATP hydrolysis activity
Source: RefSeq, a predicted model, not a curated record